CUAUCAAUUAUCAGGCAAAGGUCACGGAUAUCAACGCCCAUUGCGUGACUCAACUCCAUACCUCACUUCAGAUUGCGCGAUUGGAUUGCAAAAUUGCAAUGGCUUCAUCUCUGCCGUCGAUCUCGCCGUACUUGUUUCUAAACACUCCGCCGCCGUCGCAGCGGAGAUUCCCGGCGGCGGCGUGGGGCGGAGGACGGCGGAAGGCGAAGGCGGUGGUAGCGAGGAUGUACAAGGGGACACAGAUGAGAGAGCAGCGGCUGACGGAGAUGAUCGAGGAGAAAGUGAAGGAGGCGGAGCAGGUAUGCGGCGAGGACGAGACGUCGGACGAGUGCAAGGUGGCGUGGGAUGAGGUGGAGGAGGUCAGCCAGGCCAAGGCGGAUCUCCGCCGGAGGAUCCAUCUGUUGCAGCAGGAUCCGCUUGAGUACUUCUGCCAGGACAAUCCGGAGACCGACGAGUGCCGGAUUUAUGAGGAUUGAUCUCCCGCCGUUGAUCUCUCUCCCCGAUCGGACGGUUUGGAUUUAAUUUCGUUGCCAUGCUCGUUUGUUGUGUAGGUGUGAUGAUAGGCUGGAUUUCGUUUCCUGCCUUAUUUUGUCUUUGUCCGUUAUAGGAAAGACCGUGGAAUAUAUAUUAAGCAUACGUGCUGUGCGUUGUUAAGUUU
Andrographis paniculata is the source of this 658-nucleotide messenger RNA. Its product is annotated as calvin cycle protein CP12-3, chloroplastic. The transcript has a single exon. Gene Ontology annotation, biological process: negative regulation of reductive pentose-phosphate cycle. Gene Ontology annotation, cellular component: chloroplast. The record is from RefSeq and is a predicted model, not a curated record. Lineage: Eukaryota; Viridiplantae; Streptophyta; Magnoliopsida; Lamiales; Acanthaceae. Bases 99 to 476 code for a protein of 125 amino acids.